AAAGGAUGUUACGCGAAUGAAUUAAAAUGAAGUUCUCGUUUAAUCCGGUGACUCAAAUGUUACAGAAACAGGGGGAGCAUGGCUGUGACGACAAAAAUGCAACGUGCUUGUGCUCGUGUCUCACUCCCCAUAAAAACCACGAGCGCGAGAGUGUUUCAUCACACACCAGCAACUACUUGAUCGACGCACGAGCUCCGCAAACAUAAACAGCCUUUUCCAAAUCCAGAUUUGUGUUUAACCAAGAGGUUUUACUUGGUUUUACUGCAAGAAGAGGAAGAACAAGACCGCUGUCUCAGCUGCAAUAACUGGCUUUCGCAACAAAGAGCAGAAUGGAGAAGAUGAAAGACAGUAAGAUGAAGGAGGUGACAUACUACCUGGUGUUCUGCGUGUCCACGGCCGUCAUCGGCUCCCUGCAGUUCGGCUUCAACACAGGAGUCAUCAACGCACCCGAUGUGAAAGUGCAGAACUUCAUCAGAAAAGUGAAUGUAGAGCGCACUGGAGACCCCAUGCAGGACACCACGCUCACAACUGUCUGGAGUAUCGCUGUUUCCAUUUUCAAUGUUGGCGGUAUGAUUGGGUCUCUUAGUGUUGGCGCUCUAGUUGACAAACUUGGGAGACGAAAAUCAAUGCUGCUGUCCAACAUCCUGGCUCUGAUUGGUGGAGGCCUGAUGGGCUUAUCCAAAGUCUUCACCUCCUAUGAGGUGAUGAUAGUGGGCCGCCUGGUGAUCGGUGUGUUCUGUGGUCUUUGUACAGGACUGACACCCAUGUAUGUGGGUGAAAUUUCACCAACGGCACUGCGAGGGGCUUUUGGCACCCUUCACCAACUCGGUGUGGUCAUCGGCAUCCUGUUUGCACAGAUCUUGGGUCUGGAGUCAUUGCUGGGGUCUCAGUCUUUGUGGCCAUUAUUGCUGGCUCUGACGAUCCUGCCUGCAGUGAUACAGAGUGUUAUGCUGAUCUUCUGCCCAGAGAGCCCUCGAUACCUGCUGAUCAGUGUCAACCAGGAGGAAGAGGCACGCCAAGUGCUGACACGUCUUCGUGGGCAUUCAGAUGUGGAGGAUGAUAUUCGUGAGAUGAAGGAAGAGGCCAUGAAGAUGUCCAUGGAAAAGAAGGUUUCUAUUCCGGAGCUGUUCCGUAACUCCGCCUACAGACAGCCCAUUAUUAUCUCCAUAAUCCUGCAGCUGUCCCAGCAACUGUCCGGCAUCAACGCUGUAAUUUAUUACUCGACAGAGAUCUUCCGAAAGGCAGGUAUCACUGAGCCAGUCAUUGCCACCAUUGGAAUGGGUGCAGUCAACACUCUCUUCACUGUCGUCUCUCUCUUCCUAGUGGAGAGGGCAGGGAGAAGAACACUUCAUAUGAUCGGACUGGCUGGAAUGACUUUCUGUGUUCUGCUCAUGACUAUUUCUCUUAAACUUGUGAACCCUACAGAUGCUAUUGCGAAUAGCACUGCCACCGCCCAGCCUGCAUCCGAAGGGGGAAUUUCAGCAGUCAGCAUUGUGGCCAUUCUGGCAGUGUUAGGAUUUGUGGCCAGUUUUGAGAUGGGACCAGGACCAAUCCCAUGGUUCAUAGUGGCAGAGUUAUUCGCUCAGGGUCCACGCCCGGCAGCCAUCGCUGUGGCGGGAUGCUGCAACUGGACCGCCAGCUUCAUUGUCGGACUGUCUUUCCCACCACUAUUGAAAUUGUGCGGCCCAUAUGUGUUUAUCAUAUUCCUCAUCCUCCUCGUCUUCUUCUUCGUGUUUACCUACUUCCGGGUUCCCGAGACCAAAGGCCGGACGUUUGAGGACAUUGCCAGUGGAUUUUCCAAUGCUGCAGGCUCCAACGCUGCCACCUACACAUCCCCAGAGGGUGCCAUCACUAUGCCAGUGUCCCCAUCAUCAGACAAGAUUCAGAUGACUGAGCUGGCUGGACAGGAGAAAAGUGGAACAAACCUAUAGAGAAACCCCAUAAUCUACACACAAGAUUGACAUCCUAAAUGGACAGAUACAGCUAAAUAAUGGGCAUUAUUACAAAGGAGGUAUUAGCUUGGAUGGUAUUGGAAGCCUUUUUAUAAUUGGCCAUUUUAAAGUCAUUAUGGAGCAAAUAAGUGUUACAUGUGGUUGCAGAUGCAUUAUGAUAAAUUGCUGAAUGUUUAGUCAGAUAUAGAGUUUUGUUAUAUUUUUAAGAUAACUAAUGUGUAUUCUACUGAGCACUAAGCACUUGUCUAUAAUCAUGUGGAAUAUUAAACUGAUUACUAUGUAUUUAAAUAGUUAAUUAACAUAGUUAAUUAACAAAUUUCUCAUAUUGCCCAAAGACUUAAAUCAGACUCGCGGUAAUUUACGCACUAAUCAGACUCUUAUGGCCUUUAAUACUGCCGUCCUUUAGACAACUUGUUGUGCUGUUAUGGCUUCAGUCCAUGAGUAUCUGGUCUUUUGUGCAAAGGAGUUCACAGGGUCAGUGUCAAAAAUGUUAUUAUUGAGUUGCAACUUAAUUCUUAUUCUUUUUACUAUUUAAUUGGAUUUAAAAUCUUAGAUUUUCAAUAUAAUUUUGAGUCCCACAGUACAUGUUCAGUUAUGUAUUUAAGCAUGUGAUGACGUUUAUGUAGGCGAUACUGGUGUUAGAAGUCUUGCUGAAGGUACAGUAGGAAUCAGUGUUUAAAUGGUGUUAUUCAUCCCUGAAGUAUUUCUCAUAACGGCUGUUACUCCACCUGACUGUAUGAACACUACUGAUACAGGAUCAUAUGAAAAUUAAUCAUGACAGCCCAGCAAUCACAAGCACACAUUUAUUGUUUAACAUGGAUCUAUGUGCAUCUCAUAUUUUCAGUUUUUAAUUAGACCCCAUUUGUUUUUUGGGGGUAAUUAGGACUGUUUACUGUAAAAGUAUUGCUCAACAAAUGUAAAUAUGAAUAUACAGUUUUUGUUUGUUUACAUUUAUUACUGUAUUUUGUUGCACUCUGACUGCAUGAUUGAGAUGCUUUGUGGAUUUUUACCACAUAGGUACCAAAGAUUUUUUAUGACUGUUUUAUAUAUAUAUAUUUAUAUAUUUUGUUUUAUUUAUAGCUUUUAUAAUUAAAUAUAAUUAAUUUUGUUUCCAAAUUGUGAUGUUUUUAUAGCGCUUCACUUUUGCUUCAAGCACAAUCUCCUAAAUAUGAGUAUAUGUAAUACCGUAAGCACUUGGAAGCAUAUUUUAUGAUUGACAAGAUUAAAACAUUCCCACAUGAUUUGA
Molecule: messenger RNA, 3198 nt
Organism: Megalobrama amblycephala (Wuchang bream)
Lineage: Eukaryota; Metazoa; Chordata; Actinopteri; Cypriniformes; Xenocyprididae
Gene: slc2a3b
Product: solute carrier family 2 member 3b
Exons: 12
Coding region: 330-1931 (533 amino acids)
Biological process (GO): monosaccharide transmembrane transport; response to insulin
Cellular component (GO): basolateral plasma membrane; apical plasma membrane
Molecular function (GO): hexose transmembrane transporter activity
Source: RefSeq, a predicted model, not a curated record